Messenger RNA from Mercenaria mercenaria, 2135 nucleotides. RefSeq lists its product as uncharacterized. The record is from RefSeq and is a predicted model, not a curated record. Bases 164 to 1804 code for a protein of 546 amino acids. NCBI's taxonomy places the organism in Eukaryota, Metazoa, Mollusca, Bivalvia, Venerida, Veneridae. The transcript is spliced from 5 exons.
GAUUGUAAAUUUGAUAUAUAAACUGCGAAGUUGAGAACAAGUCUAGUGAUUCAUAAAUUUUGAUAGGCUGGCUGUCGCGUUGAAUGUUACACUUAAAUGCGCACAUUUAUGUUUAGUAUACAUAUAGUUGAAGCAUUUGGUUAAAAGCAGACUAAACAGAAAUAUGGAUAAUCAACAUACAAUAAGGAUUAUGAUCUUAUUUUGUUUGGUGACGGGGCACCUCUGUCUAAUUAGUAUAGAAUUUUGUUCAGGAAAAUCUGUUAAAGAUUAUUUUGAUGGUUCUUUAAAAGAAUCUGCCCUGAAACUAGAUGGAUCUAAUUCAAUUGCUGCACUAUUACCAACCCAGACUGGGCAGCUGUCUUGUACAUGUGAUGUCACACCAUAUUCAUCGGUACCAGAUAAACUACACGUGCGCUUGGUGCAUGGCACGAGACUUGAUACUAAAUCUUGCUACAAAAAUCUUGAAGUGAGGGAAGAUGACGACGAGUUGGAGCACGUGUUCGGGUGUUCCUCUGAGAAUAUCGAAUUAACUGGCUUGGAGGAAGGGGUUCGGUUCACACUGAAUUUGUUCGAAAAUUCAAGGAGAAUUGACGAUAUGUACUACUUGUAUAUUGUACCUGAGCCGGGUACUGUUUUAACAGCUCAGUGUCACGCUCCCGUACAUAGUACUUCAACGCUAGCGGGUAAUGCUACUGAAAGCUCUACAAUGACGUCGACUACCAAACCCAGGGCGUUCGUUACGGCGGAAUCUAGUGAUACAAUAAUUGUGGUCGGCGUAGUUGUGGGCCUUGGAUUGUUUUUUCUUGUCUUUAUUUCAUGCAUGCUGUUCUACAUUGCAAGGCGUAAAGUACGAAGAGAUGUACCCGAGAAAUCUAACCCUGCAGAGCAGUCGCAGCUACAACAUCACAACAUUGUCGGCCGUACGCUUACACAUAUCUACGGUAAAAUGAAAGCUAACAGGCCACUUCCAAGUAUCCCUGCGUCAAUCCGAAAAAUGACGCCAUGGAAGAUGAGAAACCAGAACGGAUCCGGUGUUUACGAUAGCAUUAAGUCAAACAAAACCAACUGUAAACACAAUCUUAAGAAACAGGAAUCCCAACAGUCCGAUUGUUCUUACCUUGAGCCAGUAGUUAUCACUACAAUAAGUGAAACUGUGGCUAACACGAAUACUGUUGAAACAAAGAAACAUAUUGAAGCGGAUACAGCCCUCCCAGCAUCAGCCGUAAUGAAUGUAAUGUUACAUGAGGCAGAUUACACUGAUUUAGCCCACGAUUCGUAUAUACAUCCGCUGUCUGAAUACGAACGAAGUAAUGACCAGAAAGGUGCAGUACAUUCACGAAACAAAUACGAAAAUGUACUAUCACCACCAAUGUAUAUGAAUGAACAAGAAACGAAAGCAAUAGAUAAUGGCACACAGAAACAAGACGUUGUUGAUACAAAUAAAGAUACUAAAAUUGAACUGAAUGGUUCUGGUUACAUGGCAAUGCAUGCAAAUGUUAAACAGAACGAAGGUCAAAAUGAUGUUGAUGAAGCAAACGUUGAAAUGAAAGAAUGUAAUAAAGAUAUAUUGAAUGGCACUGACAGUAGCGGAUAUAUGUCAAUGAAUUCUAGUGAAAUAAGGAAAACAAGAGAUCUCUUGAAACAAAAUGAUAGUACUUUUCCUGAUAUUGUAAGGUUUACUUCACAUGACGCUUGCAUGGAUGAAGCCUGUUUGAAAGAGAAAACUGGUGUUGCAAACGACGAAAAGCAAAUGGAAGAAAUGAAAAAUGUGAAAACUAAGAGAUAUGUGCGAGAUAAAAAGUAGUUCCCUGUUGACAACAAAAAUAGUUUUAACAUGUUUGUGUUGAACUUGUUUGUUACGUUUGAUAUACUUAUAUUGAAGGUGCUUCUUUCUUUUGCUAAAGAAUUGUUAUAUCUAUCUUCCAGACUAUUCUAAACCGUUUCAGUGGUUCGUUCAAGAAGAAUCGAAAUUACUUAAACCUUUUUGUUUUUACUUUGAAAAAUGAAAAAAAGACAGUAUAUGAGAAUAGACAUGUUUAAACGUCAGAACUCAUUUUCCGACUGUUUUACCCUUUGAGUAUUUAUGUUGAAGUUAUUAUUAUAAAAAUCACAUGCGAGAGAGUAAUAAAAGAUAU